Messenger RNA from Ostertagia ostertagi, 291 nucleotides. NCBI's taxonomy places the organism in Eukaryota, Metazoa, Nematoda, Chromadorea, Rhabditida, Trichostrongylidae. The record is from the annotation of a GenBank genome assembly.
AUGCAGAGUCAAGGAGUGAAGAGAGUCAAGGGGGAGCCAAAAGCCAAGCGACCCCACGGCGAAAGUUUUGUAAUGGGCGCCGCUUAUCACGAACAUGACCCGGCGGUCGAAUUGCAGAUGGGAUCUUUUCUGAACCAACGAAGCCACAAUCCUUCCCGGAGGUGCGAAACAGCUAAGGACCUUGGCAUUCUUAUUGAUUCCAGACGAACAUUCUCUGAACACAUCGACCAAGUUGUGAACAAGGCUUAUGCAGCUCUUUUCGCUCUUUUCCGCUGCACGCAGAUUACAGAU